CAUGAUAGGAAGUUCCUAGGGAUAUUCCUUGUUCGCACAGCUACUUGCGGCAGUGUUCACUUCACAAAGCCAUUUUCUGUGCGAUUGCAGAGCAUUGCAGAGCGACCGGUUUGCAUUCGUUCCCUCGUCUUCUUCGGUUGGCUUCCACGUUUAAGGUAUCAGAAUGACCACUGACCCAGAACGCGCUGGUGAUGCUAGUGACAUGGAAUCUGUUGAAGAUGAAGAUGACACUCAUCGUGCGUCAGAACUUUCUUCACAGAUUCUCUGUAGGCCUGAUGUUCUGGCUGCUUUGCAAGACCGCCUUCAUGCACAAAUGUUGGAAAAUUUGCCAGCACCUGUGAAACGUAGAAUUAAAGCGCUUAAGCAAUUACAGUUGGCAACAACUAACAUUGAAGCAAAAUUUUAUGAGGAGGUUCACAAAUUAGAGUGCGCAUAUGCUAAGAAGUGUGCGCCUCUCUAUCAAAAGCGUAGUGAGAUUGUUUCUGGUGCAUAUGAGCCAACUGAGGAACAGUGCGUUUGGGAGAGUGACGAGGAAGAAGAGAAUCUCACUAAUGAUAUGAAGACAAAGGUGAAAAUUGAAGAGGCAAAGGAUGAGUCUAAGGAUGAGGCUGAGAAUGAAAAUAUCAAAGGAAUUCCAGACUUUUGGCUGACGAUAUUCAAAAAUGUUGGUAUGCUUGCUGAAAUGGUUCAGGAACACGAUGAACCAAUUCUUAAACAUCUGACUGAUAUAAAAAUUCAAUUUUUGGAAUCUAAUCCUAUGGGAUUCACAUUGGAGUUCCAUUUUGAACCCAAUGAUUAUUUCUUGAACUCUGUGCUAACUAAGGAAUACUAUAUGAAAUGCACACCAGAAAAGUCUGAUCCGUUUGGUUUCGAAGGUCCUGAGAUUUACAAGAGCAAGGGAUGCACAAUUAAUUGGAAGAAGGGAAAGAACAUAACUGUUAAGACAAUUAAGAAAAAUCAGAAGCACAAAUCUCGAGGCUCAAUGCGCACAAUUACGAAAACUGUGCAAAACGAUUCUUUCUUUAAUUUCUUCACACCACCUGUCGUGCCAGAGGAUUCUGACGCUGAUAUAGAUGAGGAGACUCAAGCCCUGCUUAGUAGUGACUUUGAAGUUGGACAUUACAUCAGAGAACGUAUUGUUCCAAGAGCUGUCCUAUAUUUUACAGGCGAAGCUCUUGAAGACGAGGAUGAUGAGUAUGAAGAGGAUGAAGGUGAUGACGACGACGUCGAUGAUGAUGACGAUGACGACGAUGAUGAAUCUGCCAAUGUGGUUACUAUAACGCCUAAACCAGGGGUUCCAUGGAAGAACCCUGAUGAUUGCAAGCAACAGUAAAAAUUCCUUGGCAUCUGAACGAGUUUUCGAAAAAAAUGGUGAAGUGGAUCGAGAUUGAAGAGUGUCCUUAAGAUCGAAGGAAAACGACUAUUAUCAUUACAUUCUUGUACUUGAAUAAUAUCUUAAUAAUUUCGUACGUCGAGAAUUUAUCUCUUUACCAGAAUAUACGUACCAGCCAAACCAGUUACGUAUAACGUUGUUAAUCGUAAUCGACACGUUAUAUAAAGGAAUUGCUAUAAUUGUAUUAAACAAAAAAUAGAAAAAGGAAUGCAAGAAUAAGUAAAUAGGGAGAGAGAAACGAAAAAAAAAGCAGUAACAAAGGUGUAAAGCAUUGGCUUGGAGUAUCCAUUUAUUUUCGUAUAAAAUUAAAAUGUAAACGUAAUAUACAAAUUAUCCACUA
Molecule: messenger RNA, 1733 nt
Organism: Cephus cinctus (wheat stem sawfly)
Lineage: Eukaryota; Metazoa; Arthropoda; Insecta; Hymenoptera; Cephidae
Gene: Nap1
Product: nucleosome assembly protein 1-like 1
Exons: 8
Coding region: 164-1333 (389 amino acids)
Biological process (GO): nucleosome assembly
Cellular component (GO): nucleus; chromatin
Molecular function (GO): chromatin binding; histone binding
Source: RefSeq, a predicted model, not a curated record